Messenger RNA from Coccidioides immitis RS, 1223 nucleotides. Its product is annotated as cytochrome b561. NCBI's taxonomy places the organism in Eukaryota, Fungi, Ascomycota, Eurotiomycetes, Onygenales, Onygenaceae. Bases 236 to 1003 code for a protein of 255 amino acids. The transcript has 4 exons. Gene Ontology annotation, molecular function: transmembrane monodehydroascorbate reductase activity. The record is from RefSeq and is a predicted model, not a curated record.
UUUGAAGACAAGCCCUGUCGAUUGCACCAUAUAACUACGUGCUCCGUAGAUUCGACUCGCUACAGCCCGGUAGCCAGUGAACUUCACCAGUCCAGGUCCCCAUCAUCGAAGCAUGUCCCCCAUACGCUCUGCAUCACCCCCCUUUUGAAUAUUGAAUUCGUCCAUUUGCUGUUUUAGGAGGAACUGCACUACUUUUCGAUCAGCUCGUGGUAACACAUCCACACUGCAAUGAAAGAUGGCUUCAGCUACUGGAAUUCCCGAAGCGCGGCCGGCCUCUAUUCAUGAGAACGGAGAGGAAGAACCGCUGCUUGGACGUCCGGGCGACGUGACCCAGAAGGAGAAUCAGAGCAUUUUAAUAAACCUGGUUACAGGCACUGCUCCGAUUGCACAGGCCGGGAUACUGAUUGUUGCUGCCCUUGUUUGGUCUGCUAUAUUCUCAAACGAGCUCAUCUUCUUCUCUCCUCACCCGCUUCUUAAUUCCACCGGAGUGCUCCUCACCACACAAGCAAUCCUUCUCCUCCAGCCGACACACACUCCUUCGCAGAAAAGGCAGGGAACAUUGACUCACUUUGGCGUAAUCGUUGCCUCCAAUCUCACCUUUGUCGCUGCCUUCACUAUCAUCGAGAUCAAUAAAGCCUCUCACCCGGAAACCCGCUUCACUUCCGUCCAUGCGAUCAUGGGAUUGAUCACGUACAUCCUCAUCGUAUUGCAAGCAGCUGUCGGAGCAGCUCAGUAUUUCUUCCCCGCACAGGUCUUCGGAAGCAUCGACAACGGGAAGCGGGUGUACAAGUGGCACCGGCUCUUCGGCUAUGCUCUCCUCGUCAUGGAGCUCGCCACGAUUGCGGCAGCGACACAGACGGACUAUAACAAGACCGUGUUGCACAUCCGCCUUUGGGCCGUGUUGCUUGCAUCAGUCCUGGUGAUUGCGGGAAUCUACGCUCGAAUCAAAAAGCAAAAGAUGCCUCUUUUCAAGCGCCAGAGACCAAGAGAACGGUCAGACUAGUCAAUGGUGGAUCGGAACUCUGUGUUUCUCUUCAUUUCGGACCAGUUCGGUCCUUUCAGCGCGAUAUUAUCAGUGUCUCCGAAGAAUGGCCGUGUGGGCGACGGUGGUAAUAAGUGGAAAGGUGAAACAUACAGAAAGUAUCUAUUUACCAUCAAUUGUCAGGAAAAGUAAUUUUUGGAAGUAAAAGUUUUUAAGAAAAAACUAGUCAUUUAUGCCAUUU